AUGGACUUCAGUGAGCAGCGCGGAGACCCACCAGAAUCCGCACUGAUCUCAAGCAUCAUACCACGUUACUGCCCAGCUGAAGGAACGAGACAACCCACAGGACGUCAAGACAGAAACGAACUGGCGGAGGUUGUUGCUCUUCUGAAAACACAGAUCGACCCCGCGCUGUUAAAAAGAGACGAGGAAAUUAAAGCUGCAGCUGAAGAGGGGAAAGAGAAAACGGACGGUGAAGUCAAAAAGAUCGAGGGCUCUUCAGAUGAAGAUAUCAAAGACAAGGCUGCCGGUCAAGUCUCACCGAAGACAGAGAAUAAUGAGAAAGAGACAGAGAAUAAUGAGAAAGAGACAGAGAAUAAAGAGAAAGAGACAGAGAAUAAAGAGAAAGAGACCGAGAAUAAAGAGAAAGAGACAGAGAAUAAUGAGAAAGAGACAGAGACCGAGAAUAAAGAGAAAGCAAAAGAGGAAGACGACUUUAAAUCAGAAACGUCUCUGAAUGGCGUCAUCGAAGAAAAACCUGAAGCUGAGUUAAAUUCAGAAAAGCCCGCCUCGGAUCUCAGCGUCAUUAAAAAAGUCCAGAAUAUCAAAGAGGAACCGAUGGAGGUGUCGGACACGAAACCAAGCAACACGGCAACAAGUGAACCGGCCUCUGAGGUGUCUCGUUUAUCAGUGAAGGCAGAGAAAGGAGACGAGGCGAAGAAAACAGAGGAGAUUCAACAAGCUCUGAAGAACGACCAACAGGCUAAAAUCCCCCUGAAGAAAAGGGGAAUGAAGUUUAGCGAAGACUUUGAGAAACAUAGUGGGAUCAUAGUUCAAAACCCGUCUGUUUCUCAGCUCAAAGAAGCUCCCAAAGCCGACUCGACUCUCGAUCAGAGCAAGAAAGCGCAGAGUGUAAACGAUCACGUUAAUGGAGAAGUUGCGUCAGCGAAAAGCCAUUUGAGCGAGUCGCUAAAAGACGCCGCUUCCUGCUCUAAUCAUAAAAUGCAGGAACCAAUAAAAGCUACAUCGGCUACAAAAGACUCAUGUACAGAAGAAAAAGCGUUGAAAGAAACUGAUAAAACAUUAGCGACUGGUGAGUCAGAGAAAGACGCGUUGAAAGAAGUGAAAUCAAAAGAUUUGGAGGAAAGAACAGCCAGUGUUGACGCAUCAAAGUCAAGUAAGGCUGAGGAAACCAAGACGAAGCAAACGGAAAGGAGUGAGGAUAAAGAAAAGGCCACUUGUGAAGCUGAUGUUGAGAAAUCGGAUAAAUCAGCGGAGAAAGAAAAGCAAGGAGUCAUUAAAACAUCAGACAAAGAUCAUGCAAAGAAAUCAGCUGAAUCGGAAAAGGCUGCAUCAACUUCGGUUGUGAAAAGUACAGAAAAACUAAAAGAAAGUGAUAAUGCGGAGAGUAAAGAAGCCACAACAAGUCUUAAAAAGGCAGAAAUCAGUGACAAAUCAGAUUCUGUGGAGUCUCUUGUUAUUAAAAAGCUUGACAAAUCGUGUACACUUGGCGAAAAGCAAGAUCAAGACAAGAAGCAACAGAAAGCCUCUGAGACUGACACGGAAAAGCCUGAAGACGUGAAGAAAGCUGUCAACUGUGAAGACGUUCCGAUGCACGAUGUCUCCAAGAUAAGCGAGUCCGUGGAGGUGGAAGCAGUGGCCGUAAAACCCGAUGUGACAAAGCCUCAGGAGGACGACAAAACUGAGAUUAACUCUGUUGCAUCUAAGGAGAAGAAAGGGGACACGUCUGAUGGGAAAGAUAAACCGUGCAGUGAGAAGAUUAACGUCCCUAAAGAAACUGAGAGAAAGGAUAAGGGAGAGAUGUCUGAAGAACAGGCUAAGAAAAUGGAGGCGGAGUUUCCGUCAUCGGGAAGUAAAAAGGAUGCAGACUUGGAAAAGAGAAAGGACACAGAGAUUAAAAAUAAAAAGGACACAGAUUUGGAAAAGAUGACGGAAUCGGCACAGAAAAAGGACACAGACAAAGAAAUGAAAAUAGACACAGAUAUGGAAAAUAGAAAGGAAACUGGAAAGCAAAAAGACACCAAGGCCGAAAAUAAAAAGGACACAGACUUGGAAAAGAGAAAGGAGAUUGACACAGACAAGAAAAAGGACACAGACUUGGAAAAGAGAAAGGACGCAGACUUGGAAAAGCAAAAGGAGAUAGAAUCCGCAAAGAAAAAGGACACAGACUUGGAAAAAAGAAAGGAUACAGACUUGGAAAAGAGAAAGGAGACUGACUUGGAAAAGAGAAAGGAUACAGACUUGGAAAAGAGAAAGGAGACUGACUUGGAAAAGAGAAAGGAUACAGACUUGGAAAAGAGAAAGAAGACUGACUUGGAAAAGAGAAAGGAUACAGACUUGGAAAAGAAAAAGGACACAGACAAGAAAAAGGACACAGACUUAGGAAAGAGAAAGGAGACAGACUUGGAAAAGAGAAAGGACACAGACUUAGGAAAGAGAAAGGAUACAGACUUGGAAAAGAGAAAGGACACAGACUUGGAAAAGAAAAAGGACACAGACUUGGAAAAGAAAAAGGACACAGACUUGGAAAAGAAAAAGGACACAGACUUGGAAAAGAAAAAGGACACAGACUUGGAAAAGAGAAAGGACACAGACUUGGAAAAGAGAAAGGACACAGAUUUGGAAAAGGACACAGACUUGGAAAAGAGAAAGGACACAGACUUGGAAAAGAGAAAGGACACAGACUCGGAAAAGGACACAGAUUUGGAAAAG
Molecule: messenger RNA, 2706 nt
Organism: Notothenia coriiceps (black rockcod)
Lineage: Eukaryota; Metazoa; Chordata; Actinopteri; Perciformes; Nototheniidae
Product: myb-like protein X
Exons: 3
Source: RefSeq, a predicted model, not a curated record